AUGAACCUGAGGAAGCGUUAUGAGUGUGACGUGUGUGGCCAGGCCAGUCAGUACCCGAGCCAGCUGGAGCUCCACCGGCGGGUGCACACGGGAGAACGCCCCUUCGACUGCUCGGAGUGCGGCAAGAGCUUCACCUGCUAUGACAAGCUGCAGCGGCACAACCGCGUGCACUCCGGCGAGAGGCCCUUCACCUGCUCCAACUGCGGCAAAGGCUUCAAGACGUCCAACCACCUGAAGAUACACCAGCGCACUCACACCGACGAGCGUCCCUACACCUGUGCCCAGUGCGGCAAGGGCUUCACCUCCUCCAGCAAGCUGCUGUCCCACCAGCGCACCCAUACUGGCGAGCGUCCCUACACCUGCAUCCAGUGCGGCAAGGGCUUCACCCACUCCAGCAACCUACUGGAGCACCGGCGCACCCACACCGGCGAGCACCCCUACAGCUGCGCCCAGUGCGGCAAGGGCUUCAACAGCUCCACUAGGCUGUAUUCCCACCAGCUCACCCACACCAGCGAGCGCCCCUACACCUGCAUCCAGUGCGGCAAGGGCUUCACCCACUCCAGCAGCCUGCUGGUGCACCAGCGCAACCACACCGGCGAGCGCCCCUACACCUGCAUUCAGUGCGGCAAGGGCUUCACCUCCUCCAGCAAGCUGCUGUCCCACCAGCACACCCAUACUGCUGAGCGUCCCUACACCUGCAUCCAGUGCGGCAAGGGCUUCACCCACUCCAGCAGCCUGCUGGUGCACCAGCGCGUCCACACCGGCGAGCGUCCCUUCACCUGCGCCCAGUGUGGCAAGGGCUUCACCCAGUCUAGUCACCUGCUGUCCCACCAGCUCACCCACACCGGCGAGCGCCCCUACACCUGUGCCCAGUGCGGCAAGGGCUUCACCAACUCCACCCGGCUGCUGUCCCACCAGCGAGUGCACGCCGGCGACCGUCCCGUCCCCAGCCCGGUGUGUGGAGAGCGCUUCACCAUGGCCUCCUACGCCCCGCCUCACCAGCAUGUGCACACCAGUGGCCAGCCCUACGUGAGUGACGGGUUGGGGUUGGCGGAGCUCGGGGAGCUGGGGUUGGGGUUGCGGAUGGCGGAGCUCGGGGAGCGGGGCCUGGGGAUUUGA
Amblyraja radiata (thorny skate) is the source of this 1119-nucleotide messenger RNA. RefSeq names its product zinc finger protein 239-like. Gene Ontology annotation, molecular function: DNA-binding transcription factor activity, RNA polymerase II-specific; RNA polymerase II cis-regulatory region sequence-specific DNA binding. The record is from RefSeq and is a predicted model, not a curated record. Gene Ontology annotation, biological process: regulation of transcription by RNA polymerase II. Lineage: Eukaryota; Metazoa; Chordata; Chondrichthyes; Rajiformes; Rajidae. Bases 1 to 1119 code for a protein of 372 amino acids. Gene Ontology annotation, cellular component: PcG protein complex; chromatin; transcription regulator complex. The transcript is spliced from 6 exons.